Molecule: messenger RNA, 991 nt
Organism: Caenorhabditis elegans
Lineage: Eukaryota; Metazoa; Nematoda; Chromadorea; Rhabditida; Rhabditidae
Gene: vps-32.1
Product: Charged multivesicular body protein 4b
Biological process (GO): vacuolar transport; vesicle-mediated transport
Cellular component (GO): late endosome; endomembrane system
Source: RefSeq, marked reviewed
AAAAUGAGCCUGUUCGGCAAAAUUUUCGGAGGCAGGAAGCAAGAAGCUCCGUCUACUCCACAAGAAUCUAUUCAAAAACUUCGGGAAACAGAGGAGAUGCUUGAGAAGAAACAAGAAUUCUUGGAGAAAAAAGUUAUCGACGAAAAGCAAAAUGCCGUGAAGUAUGGAACGAAAAACAAGCGAAUGGCUCUCCAGUGUUUGAAUAGAAAGAGAAAUUUCGAGAAGCAGUUGGCCCAUAUUGACGGAGUUUUGUCUACUAUCGGAUAUCAGAGAGAAGCCCUCGAAAAUGCUUCAACGAAUGCUGAAGUUCUCAAUGUUAUGGGAACUGCUAGCAAGGCGUUGAAAGCGGCUCAUAACAACAUGGAUAUCGACCAAGUUCAUGAUUUGAUGGAAGACAUAGCUGAGCAACAAGAAGUGGCAAACGAAAUCGCUGAAGCUAUUUCAAACCCUGUCGGCUUCAGCACCGCAGUUGACGAUGACGAUUUGAUGCGCGAGUUGGAGGCUCUUGAACAGGAAGAACUUGACAAAGAAUUGCUUGAUGCGAGAGCUCCACCAGUCACGCUUCCGGAUACUCCAAAUAUUGCACUUCCAGCAGUUCCGGCUUCCAGACCGAGAGCGAAAGAAGCUGACAAGGAUCUCGAAGACCUCGAAAGCUGGGCAAACGCGUGAUAGAACUGCUCUAAGUCACUUUCAUAUUUAAUUUUCCGUUAUUUUUGUUUAAUUUGCAUCCCCUUCAUCAAUCCUACAAUUCUCCUAAAUCAACUUUCGAAUUACGACAAAUUCAAAUAGUUGAAUGAUACCCCCGAUUUCCGUUUAGUCAUUUCAUUCAAAACAAAUUUUCCCAAGGCUCAAUGCUCAUAAAAUUGUAACAUAUUAUCGAGCUUUCCGGAAAUUUGUCAUUCUAUACAUCUUGCUCCCCUUCUCCCAAAUCUUCCAAACAAUUGUGUAUGUAUUAUAGUUCCAACUUUUAUUAUAAAUUCAUUCUGCCAAA